AUGGCGUUGACGCCCCAGACCUCCGACUCGCCCACCAGUCUGGCGUCGACUCGCUUCGUCCAGGAGCCGAUUGCCGUGGUCGGCAUGGCCUGUCGACUCCCCGGGGGCAGCAACUCGCCCAAUUGCCUGUGGGAGUUCCUCAUGAGAGGGGGCGUGGCCGAAACAGCCGUCCCGGAGUCGCGCUUUCACCAGCGCGGCCACUUCGACGGGUCGGGCAAGCCGCGAACCAUGCGGCCGCCGGGGGCCAUGUUCAUGGAGACGGUCGAUCCGGCGGCCUUCGACGCCAAGUUCUUCAACAUCGCGCCGCAGGAUGCCGUGUCGAUGGAUCCGCAGCAGCGGAUUCUACUGGAGGUCAUCUACGAGGCGCUGGAAAAUGCCGGCAUCCCGAUGGAGGCGCUGUCGGGGGAGAACUAUGGGUGCUAUGUCGGGGCUCACACUGGAGAUUAUUGGGAUUUGUUCGCCCGAGACCCGGAUUCACGGCCACCGAGUGUCGGUCUGGGGGUCGCCGCGACGAUGUUGAGUAAUCGGGUCAGCCACUUCCUGAACAUCAAGGGCCCGAGUGUGCCGGUGGACACGGCCUGUUCCAGCUCGCUGGUGGCCAUGGACAUCGCGUGCAAAGCCCUGCACAACGGCGAGAUUAACGGGGCGAUCAUCGCGGCGGCGAGUUUAAUUCUGAAUCCGGAGUAUGGUUGCGAUGUCGGCUCGAUUAGGAACACACACUCUCCAACUGGCCGCUGCCAUACCUUUGACGCCAAAGCUGAUGGCUAUGUGCGGGCGGAAGGGACGAAUGCGGUCAUCCUGAAGCGUCUCGAUGACGCGCUGCAGGCUGGCGAUCCCAUCCAAGCGGUCAUCCGGGGGAUAGCGAACAACCACAAUGGCCGUACCCCGGGGAUUGCGUCACCCAGCGCGGAAGGCCAAGCGGCGGUGGUCAGGCAAGCAUACGCGAAUGCAAAUAUCACCGACUACUCGUUCACGGGCUACCUGGAGUGUCACGGAACAGGGACAUUGGUCGGAGACCCAGUCGAGGCCACGGGAGCGUCGUCAGUCUUUGCGGCGUCCAGACCGGCGGAUCAACCGCUACUCAUGGGAUCGAUCAAAAGCAAUAUCGGACAUUCGGAGCUCCCGGCCGGACUGUCGGGAUUGAUGAAGGCAGUGAUGAUCUUGCAGACGGGGCAGAUCCCGGGAAAUCCAACCUUUCUUACGCCCAACCCUCACAUUGAUUUCCAAACCUUGAGACUGCAGGUCAGUCGGGAGGCUACGGACUUCCCCAGUAUGCCUUUCCGUCGGGUGGGCGUGAACUGUUUCGGGUUCGGCGGGUCGAACUCGCACGCCGUCAUGGAUGAACCGGCAGCUGUCAUUCAGGACUACGAGGCAGCUUAUACAUGGUCCCACCGAGCCCAAGCCCUGGAAGCCGGGGACGGGGGUAGCAGACCGUACCUGCUUUGUUUUUCCGCCAACGACGAGACGUCCCUCAGAUCCUACCUAGAGAGUAUGACCCAACACCUGAAUAAGGCCGAUGUCAGCCUUCGACUGCGCGAUCUUGCCUACACACUGGGCACCCGAAGAAGCCAGCUGUUUCACCGGGCAUACAUCGUCUCCGACCAACUGCACCUCCAGCUCCCGCCUGCCGUAUACGGGAAGAAGAACAUCCGCCACCCACAGAUUGGAUUUGUCUUCACCGGACAGGGAGCGCAGUGGCCAGAGAUGGGACGAGAGCUGAUGGAGGUCUUCGAGCCGGCACGCGCGGCCAUUCGAAACUUGGAUAGCGUCUUGCAAUGCCUGGCCAACCCGCCUGCGUGGUCCCUGUACGACGAACUGACCGAGCCCCGCAGUGCAGAACACGUCCAACAGCCCGAGUACAGUCAGCCACUGGUCACAGCACUGCAGAUUGCCUUGAUUGUGCUGUUUCGGAGCUGGGGAGUGACCCCGAAGACCGUUGUCGGCCAUUCAUCGGGCGAAAUCGCCGCUGCAUUUGCAGCUGGCUAUCUGACUGAGGCGGAGGCAAUCGUGGUCGCGUAUCAUCGGGGUCAAGCAUCCAAGGACCGGCGUCAUGGUGCCCCGUUGGGCAUGCUGGCUGUCGGCCUGGGGGCAGAUGAAGUCUCGCAUUCUAUCAAAGACGUGGAAGAUGUUCAGAUCGCGUGCUACAACAGCCCCAACAGCGUCACCCUGUCGGGGACUGCCAGCUCACUCCACGAGGUCAAGGAGAGACUGACGAAGGCCGGGGCCUUUGCGCGGAUGCUGCAGGUGGAUAUGGCCUAUCACUCCACGUUUAUGAGCGAGAUCGGAGAAACGUACGAGCGUCUUCUCGUCCAAGACCUGCCACCCACAUCCUACGCUGAGGCAUCGGACACCAUUAAAAUGUACUCUUCUGUUUCCGGCACAAAACAGCGGCAAUCGCCUGAUAUUGCAUACUGGAAAUCCAACAUGAUAUCGCCCGUUCGCUUUAACGAGGCCGUGCAAUCGAUGAUAUCCGAAGAGUCCAUCGACUUUCUGCUUGAGAUCGGUCCGAGCGGGGCCUUGAAGGGGCCUAUCUCCCAGAUUUUGAGUAGUCUAUCUGACACUCCGUCCAACAAGAGAUACAUCCCGUCUCUAAGUCGAGGGAACGGUUCAAUCAACGCAACGCUCGCAGUAGCAGGCCAACUCUACCUGGCCGGACUCCCAAUCGACAUGGCCCAAGUAAACGAGGAUGCAGAACCCCGACCGCCACUGGUGAUCGUCGACCUCCCAAAUUACAGCUGGAACCACACCACGAAAUACUGGGCGGAAUGCUCCGCCAGCCGGGACUGGCGGUUCAAGAAGUUCGUGCACCACGACCUGCUCGGCAGCAAAGUCCUCGGGACAUCGUGGCACGCGCCCACAUUUAAAAAGAUGGCGAACCUGUCGCAUGUGCCAUGGCUGCAGGAGUAUCGCGUGGGGGGCAAAGUGGAAUUUCCGAGAUCGGGAUACAUUGCCAUGGCGGUUGAGGCGAUGUUCCAGAUCAGCAUGAUGAAAGAAAAGGGUUCGGCCGUGGUGGGGGUGAAUGAGCUGGGCUAUCGGCUGCGGGAUGUUCGCUUCGAGGGGGGCCUUGUUAUGCAGAAUGACGCCGAGUCGGAGAUGCAUCUUUCUAUGCAUCCCGUGCGUGGGUCGAAGGGGUGGUACGAGUUCCUCGUCUUGUCGGUGCAGGAUGAUAUGACCACCGAACACGCGAGCGGACAAAUUCGUAUCCAGGAUCCAGUUGCCACAACAGCAUCGGAAAGCGACCGUGGUCCCCUCGAACAUACAACACCGGGACAUCUCUGGGAUAAGGCAUUUGCCGAGACGGGCUUCGAUCACGGGCCGGCAUUCCGACGACUCCAAAAGGUCGAGACGCGAGCAGGGAUGCGUCAUUGUCGGUCCCUGGUAGCGCUUUGUGAUCCCCCCGUUCCCUAUGAUCCGCAGUCACUGUACCCGAUUCAUCCCGCGGCGUUGGAGGGCAUCUUCCAGGCCAUCACACCGGUGAUGUGCGCCGGAAUGCGCGCUCGUCUUCGGGAAUCGCUCGUCCCGUCCACAAUUCAAAAUGUUAUCAUCAACCCGAGCGGCGAGCGGUCAGAUACCGGACUGGCUGUUGCGGGCGUGUACUCGGGGCUUGGACGUCAGGAUACCCAUUCGGGCAGUGCAUCUCUCUACGAUCAUGCCACUGGAUCCCUGCUGGUCGAAAUGGAGGGUGUAUCCUAUCAACCACUCGAUCUGGGCAUCGACCCGAUAGCGUCGCAGUGGUUGACAAGGGACCUCUGGAUACCAGAUAUCACUGCGCUGACUCGCGAAAGCAUCCCCCGUCUGCGGUCGGAGGAUCCCGUAACAACCGUCCUGGAAUUAGCUGCAGGUCAGAGACAAGCACCGGAUAUCCUGGAAAUCGACAUCGGCUGGGGAGACGACGAGAGUAUCUGGUUCCACGGUCCAGCGCGACUUGCACACCGUCGAUACGGCUUCGUGUCAGCAGAUGCGGCGAAAGUUGGACAAUUCCAACAGCGCUACGGCAGCGAGAAGAAUAUUUCGUUCCACGCCCAAAACAUCACAGCUAUGAGCUUCGAUCACAAAUUCGACCUCAUCAUCGUAAAAGCCGCCUCAGAAGACGAAACCCGCCUUGCCCUCGAAGCCAGCAAGCACCUCCUCUCAUCUGACGGCCAUGUCCUAAUCGCCGGACGGGUGGACGGCUUCUUCGCUAUUCUAUCGGAAAUAGACAGCGGGCUGGGCUUUGCAAAAAUCGUGCCAAUUCACUACAACGAGAGUCCUUACUUCCUCUGCACCCCCAAAAUUCACACCACCCCGAAACCCGUACACAUCGUCUUCCUCGAACCCAACCACCUGCCCCCAGACAUGUGCACCACCCUCACUAAAGCCGGCUGGGAGAUAAUCACACACACCUGUCCCGCCCUAGAAAUCCCCCCGUCCAGCACGGUCCUGAUUAUCGACGAGAUCUUCGCCCCCGUCCUCACGCAAGUCUCCGACGAACAAUGGGCUUGCCUCCACCGACUCAUCACGAUUGGCUGCAAGCUCCUCUGGGUGACGCAGGGGGCGCAAAAGCACGUAACGGAGCCCGAUAACGCAUUGGUAUGGGGCCUCUUCCGGUCUAUCCGAUCGGAGGAUCCCUCUGCGACGAUCAUGGCGCUGGACGUGGAGGGACGCGAUGACCCGUUUGCGGCGCAGGCUGUGGUGCAUGUGCUGGCGCAGCUGGAGCGGCCGAGGGCGCGCUGGGUCGCGGAUAAUGAGUACGCGGAGAGGGAUGGGGUCGUGUAUGUGCAUCGCGUGGAGCCGUUUAGGAGGCUGGAUGAGGCGAUGGGGGGGCUGCAGCGUCUGGCUGUACAGGAUGGUUUUUUGUCCGGGCUGCGAGGGGACGGGAUGUCCUCCCAGCUAUUAGAUGGUACUUUUGACUCGGCAGACAGACACGUCGAGAUGGAGAGCGCUGUCACAGCGAACGAGGAUGCCAGUGCUUGUGCUCUGGUACCGGACCUGCAUCCCCAGACCAAUCUCACACACCCUCCACUCACUAUCACCACCACGACCACCACCAAACCCAACAGCAACAACCCCGUCCCCACCUACCUAAUAACCGGCGGCCUGAAAGGCCUCUGCGGGAGCAUCGCCCUCCACCUGGCCAGCCAGCAGCCCUGCCACAUCAUCAUCCUCUCCCGAAGCGGAUGCAAUGACCCUCGCUCACAACACAUCCUCCACCAACUGCACCACCUCGGUAGCACCACCCACCCCUUAACCGGCUCAAUAACCAGAAUCACAGACGUCCGCCGCGCCUUCAGCAAAUCCCCCACCCCACUCAGGGGAAUAAUCCACGGUGCAAUGCACCUGCACGACCGACCCUACGAUACGAUGACAAGCACCGAAUUCCACAUCGCGCUGGAAGCCAAAAUCCACGGAACAUGGAACCUGCACAACGUGGCGAUGGAGAAGGGGCUCUCGCUGGAUUUCUUCCUCCUCUUAUCGAGCAUAUCCAGCGUGGUGGGGAGUAAAGGACAAGCGAACUAUGCGGCGGCGAAUUGUUUCAUGGAUGCGUUUGCGGGGUAUAGACGGGGACUGGGGGAACGGUGUAUGAGUGUGGCGCUGGGGGUGGUGGAGGAUGUGGGCGUCGUGGCCGGGUCGGAGGAUCUGACGAGUCGACAUGGGGGGUCGGUGGAGGUGGUGGGCAUUACGGAGGGGGGGUUGUUGGGGAUUGUGGAUGUCGCGGUGGGGUAUCAGAUACAGCACCAGGCUCGGGGGAAGGCGCAGGAACGCAAUGGUGAUGAUGAUAUAUCCCAGCUCAUCACAGGCCUCCGUGUCCCGCAAGACGCAGAACAAUCCGGCCUGCGUUUCGACCUGCGCUUCAGCCGACUCUUUGUGGGCGAUACCCCCGCCGCAGCGAAAAGCGACCCGCUCACCACCGCAAUACAAACCUUCAAGAACAUCCUCCACUCAGAAACGCGGCAAGGCCUACUCGAAUCCUGUCUCUCGGCACUGAGUCUCCGGCUGGCGCAGAUGCUCCGCUGGGACGAAGACCAGGUGGAGCCCGGACAGCCGCUGUCGGUGUACGGGUUGGAUUCGCUGGCGGCAGUGGAGCUGAGGAAUUGGAUCCGGGCGGAGAUGGGGGCGGUGCUGAAGACGAAGGAGAUUGUGAUGGCGGCGAGUCUGAUUGCAUUGGGGGAGGGGGUGGUGAGUCGAUUGGGGAGUAGAUCUGGGGGGGGGGGUGAGGAGUUGUGA
Messenger RNA from Aspergillus heteromorphus CBS 117.55, 6204 nucleotides. RefSeq names its product polyketide synthase fmaB (gene fma-PKS). The record is from RefSeq and is a predicted model, not a curated record. NCBI's taxonomy places the organism in Eukaryota, Fungi, Ascomycota, Eurotiomycetes, Eurotiales, Aspergillaceae. Bases 1 to 6204 code for a protein of 2067 amino acids. Gene Ontology annotation, biological process: secondary metabolite biosynthetic process; fatty acid biosynthetic process. Gene Ontology annotation, molecular function: phosphopantetheine binding; 3-oxoacyl-[acyl-carrier-protein] synthase activity; fatty acid synthase activity. The transcript has 6 exons.